This is a messenger RNA of Gilbertella persicaria, 315 nucleotides long. RefSeq lists its product as uncharacterized. The annotation marks the transcript as partial. NCBI's taxonomy places the organism in Eukaryota, Fungi, Mucoromycota, Mucoromycetes, Mucorales, Choanephoraceae. The record is from RefSeq and is a predicted model, not a curated record. The transcript is spliced from 3 exons.
UUCAAAGGGAUUUCAUUUUUCCAAAAAGUGGUUUUUUUAAAUGAGUACAUGUUUUUUCUUGAGAAUAGGCAUGGAAUGAUUCUUGAUGAAGGAGGGGAGGGACAUGAUGAUAUGGAAGUAGACCCUCAUCACCUACAAACGCUAGACCGUAUUAGGCUCUACCUCAAAAAGCAUAGUUCAGAGCAAAAGUCAAACGAUGAAGGCUUAGAUGAAGAAAUCGUACUUAAAACCAAGCAACAAAGUAAUUCAUAUAAUCAGAUUGUUUUCGCUGUACAAGAGGGCUGAUGAGUAUUGUUAGACUUGAAGUAUUCAUCG